This is a messenger RNA of Micropterus dolomieu (smallmouth bass), 2149 nucleotides long. RefSeq names its product regulator of G-protein signaling 21-like. The record is from RefSeq and is a predicted model, not a curated record. The transcript has 5 exons. Bases 243 to 800 code for a protein of 185 amino acids. NCBI's taxonomy places the organism in Eukaryota, Metazoa, Chordata, Actinopteri, Centrarchiformes, Centrarchidae.
GAGGCAUACAUGCAGUACAGUGUGAGUAUGUGUUGUUUCUAACAGUGAGGUAGGAGGAGAGGAGGAACGGGAGAAGGAGGAGGAAGGGGUGCUUCCUCUUCAGUCUGGGCUGAGCUGCUGAUGUAUUCCAGCAGCCCCAACCUUGGUAUAAAAAGUCAGUAGCAGAGGGAACCCUCCUAAGUGUCUCCUACGCCGCAGCAUGACCAGGACCGAGAGCCUGAGAGUGUGGACUUAACAAAACAAUGCCCAGCCUAAUUGUCGAACCACUCAACACUCAACACUUCAUCAUGGACAGAGAUGACAGGAACAGAAACAAGACCAUUGGAAAGAACUUUAUGUGCCGACUUCAGUGCAUGUUCUCACACUCAUCAAGCUCUGAGAGGCUAAGUUUAGAAGAUACCCAACAAUGGUCACAGUCACUGGAACGGCUUCUCGAGUCUAAAUAUGGACUGGCUACUUUUCGCAACUUUCUCAAAUCUGAAUACAGCGAUGAGAAUAUUGAGUUCUGGCUCACCUGUGAGGACUACAAGAAGAUCAAGUCUUCGUUCAGAAUGUCCUCAAGAGCCAAGAAGAUUUAUGAGCAGUUCAUCAAAGCAGAAUCCCCUAAAGAAAUCAACAUUGACUAUCACACCCGAGAGCAGAUCAAAAGGAACGUCAAGACUCCCACCAUGUACUGCUUUGACGACGCUCAGAAGAUAGUUUAUGGGCUGAUGGAAAGAGACUCGUACCCGCGGUUCCUCCGCUCAGACAUUUAUAGAACUCUCUUGGAAAACCUUGCCGCUGACGCCACGAAGGGAUGAAGGCGUAGCCAGGGGGAGAGAAAAAGGACAUAAAACCCAUAACUGGAAUGUUUGAGCUCCUUCAGGAGGAAGGACUGACAACAGCAAAGGAAGCGGAGGGUCGACACGGACACAUACAGAGACACACCUCGGGGUCCUCACUAGAUCAAAAAGCAAACUGUGUCCCAACUAGUCUGGUCCCAUCAUGGGAGGAUGCCCACACUGAUCACCUUGCACCUGAGGGCCGUGCAAGAAGUAGAAGAAGAAGAAGAAACAUAACUAGCCUUAAUGAUUAUGACCCUGUAGCGUGUGUUUGCACUGGAUGUUAAGUCUGUGUAAGUAGGCGAUCUGACCACAUUUUGACAAUUAAGGAUUCAGUGGGGCGACCGGUUCUCGCUCUGACGGUGGAGCUGUGUAAGAAAACCAUUCAGCGGACCUCCUUUAACCUUCUUUGCAGAGGUGUUUCCUGUGCAGAUAAAGACAGAGGAUGUAAGAUGCAACAGUUACACUCGAUUAGUUGUGUGUUUGUGUGUGUCUUAGAGAGAGAGAAUGUGAGUAUUAGUUGUAGCUUUUGCCACUGACACAGAAUAAGCUGUCACAAUAAGAGUUGGCCAAUUAUCUAAUGACAGCACUAAGGAAGCCAAAAAAACAGAGGAAUCAAUAGUAAAAUGUCAUCCUUAGUUGCAGGGUUGCAGGAGGGCACUUCGUUCUGGGACACUUUAAAUGGAUUUAAUGGUUUUGUUUUUUGUUUUAGAUAGGGGAUAUGGGGUUUGCCCAUGGUUGAUAUUCUGUGCUGAUAUCCAAUAUCGUUAAGGUUUAUUAUUUUCAAACUACAAAAAAAGUAAAAUUAGUAUUUUAUUCCAAUAGAAAUCCAGGAUAAAUAUAUUUUAUAUGAUGACAAAACAUAAUCAUGCACAGUUUUGUGUGGAAUCUGAAUCAAACUCAGCACUAUAGCAACUGAGAACUUUCCAUUGAAAUUAGACAUCUUAAUUUAAUUCCUCAGCACACAACUGCUGGCCGUUACCUUAGCCUAAUCCAAAUCCUUACAGCACUGAAGUGUCAAGAGUUGUCAUUUUCUGUAAUUAACUAUUUGAGUGGAAUUACUAUAGAGAUAGAAUGUUUCACCUUGCAUGACAGGAUGUUAAAACUCCUUGUAUUCCCUGAGAAUAUGCCUUGUUGUUGCUUUCCAAAGCAUGUUGUUUGAAUGUGUUCUUAGGUAGUCCUAGGGGUUAGUAGUUAAUUUAACUUAAACAUUAAACAGUGUAUUAUUUAUUGAUAAUUGUCACCAUUUGAGUAUAAAGUUUGUUGCGGUGUUGAAGUGCUUGUUAAAAUGUUAGUGAUUUGAAUGACAUUAAAUUAUUUAAAUUGCC